GCUCCUACAACCCAGAGCACAACCACAAGUACAAGCGCUCAUACAACCGAGAGCACAACCACAACUACAAGCAGUCCAACAACCGAGAGCACAACUACAACUACAAGCACUCCAACAACCGAGAGCACAACUACAAGCGGUCCUACAACCGAUAGAACAACCACAAGCACUCCUACAACCGAGAGCACAACCACAACUACAAGCGUUGCUACAACCGAGAGCACAACCACAAGCGCUCCUGCAACUGAGAGCACAACCACAAGUGCUUCUACAACUGAGAGCACAACUACAAGUGCUCCUAGCACAACUACAACUACAAGCACUUCUACAACUGAGAGCACAACCACAAGUGCUACUACAACUGAAAACACAACUACAAGUGCUCCUGCAACCGAGAGCAUAACCACAACUACAAGCGCUCCUACAACCGAGAGCACAACUACAAGCGCUCCUACAACUGAGAGCACAACUACAACUACAAGCACUACAACUGAGAGCACAACCACAACUGGCGCUCCUACAACCGAGAGCACAACCACAAUUACAAGCGCUCCUACAACUGAGAGCACAACC
Molecule: messenger RNA, 573 nt
Organism: Silurus meridionalis
Lineage: Eukaryota; Metazoa; Chordata; Actinopteri; Siluriformes; Siluridae
Product: cell wall protein DAN4-like
Exons: 2
Source: RefSeq, a predicted model, not a curated record